This is a messenger RNA of Rhododendron vialii, 1977 nucleotides long. RefSeq names its product protein neprosin-like. The transcript is spliced from 7 exons. The record is from RefSeq and is a predicted model, not a curated record. NCBI's taxonomy places the organism in Eukaryota, Viridiplantae, Streptophyta, Magnoliopsida, Ericales, Ericaceae. Bases 322 to 1719 code for a protein of 465 amino acids.
AAAUCAUCACAUGCCCAUUUUGCCCCUAUAAAAAAUGACACAAAAAGCUAAAGUUUCAGUCCUUGUAUUGGAGACUGGAAACAUAACUCUUACCAUCCCUAUCUCAAUUUUCUUUCCAAGGAUUUAAAAUUCCUGCAUGUUCAGAUCACAUCCCAUUUUAUUUUUUUCCCCACACCCCCAUGAAUAUAACUACAGAAAUCUCACAACCCAUUUGUGCAUUUUACUAUUAGCUCCUGCCAGAACACAAACCAAGGUAUAAUAUUAGCAGAGAGAGAAAGAGAGAGGAUUUUGGGAAUGGUGAGAGAGUGAGAAUUGGGUUCCAUGGAAUUGGUGGGGGGAGAGCUGGAAUGGACAAAAACCCUGAAUAGUUGGUGUUAUUUUGAUCACAGAAGAAGACAGCACCAAUGUACAAAAACACAAGCAGUUACAGAAGAAGAAACAAAAGACACAGAAAACUCCACGAGCAUGGCUCCUAGUUGCUACUAUUUCAAGAUCUCCCCAGUCAUUCCCAUUUUUGUUUUCUUUCUCUCUGUUUCUUCCUCAAUUUGUCCGGUUCGUUCGUCGGCUUCCGGCGACCGUAGUCAGAAUUUACGGCCAAGUGAAGAGACACAGAAGUUGAAGACGGCUAGAGCUCAUCUCAACAAGAUCAAUAAACCUGCUGUCAAGACCAUUUUGAGUCCAGAUGGUGAUCUGAUAGAUUGUGUUGCAGCUCAUCAACAACCAGCAUUCGACCAUCCUAAAUUACAAGGGCAAAAGCCAUUGGAUCCACCGGAGAGGCCGAAAGGGCACGACCCAAAUGGACUGGACGGGGAAAAUUACCAGCUAUGGAGCUUGAGUGGGGAAUCCUGUCCAGAGGAAACAAUUCCGAUUAGAAGAACAAGUGAGAAAGAUGUGUUGCGAGCCCGCUCGGUUCAGAGUUUCGGAAGGAAAAUCCAGAGACCACUUCGACGAGACUCUUCCAGCGAUGGCCAUGAGCAUGCAGUGGGUUAUGUAAGUGGAGAUCAAUAUUAUGGAGCAAAAGCCAGUAUAAAUGUAUGGGCACCCCGUGUGGCUAGCCUGAAUGAGUUCAGCUUAUCACAGAUGUGGGUCAUCUCCGGUUCCUUCGGCGACGAUCUCAACACCAUUGAAGCCGGUUGGCAGGUUAGCCCAGAGCUGUACGGCGACAACUAUCCAAGGUUCUUCACUUAUUGGACGAGUGAUGCAUAUCAAGCCACUGGAUGCUACAAUUUGCUCUGCUCGGGCUUUGUUCAGACUAACAACCAGAUUGCAAUUGGGGCUGCGAUUUCCCCAACGUCGUCGUACAAUGGGGGUCAAUUUGAUAUCAGCCUAUUAAUAUGGAAGGAUCCAAAGCAUGGGAAUUGGUGGCUUGAAUUCGGAUCCGGGGUCCUAGUCGGGUACUGGCCCUCAUUAUUGUUCACGCACUUGGCGAAUCAAGCAACCAUGGUUCAAUUCGGAGGAGAAGUCGUUAACAGCAACCCGUCGGGUCCUCACACGGCGACCCAAAUGGGCAGCGGGCAUUUCGCAGGCGAAGGAUUCGGAAAAGCAUCGUAUUUCCGAAACCUCCAAGUGGUUGACUCGGACAACAGUUUGGUUCCGUCGUCGGGUCUCCGGGUUUUGGCAGAUCACCCGAAUUGCUACGACAUUCAAGGCGGGAUUAAUAGCGUUUGGGAGAAUUAUUUUUACUACGGAGGGCCUGGACAGAAUGACAAGUGUCCCUAAAGGGAAAAGGUAUAUGGGUUGAAAUUAAGAAUCCUUCUUUUUUUUUUUCUUUUUCGGUUUGGGGUGUUUUGGGUUUUCCCCUUCAUUGAGUUUUGGGUAAUUCUUAUAUUUAUUUUUCCUUGUUAAUCCAUUUUUCAUCGAGUCCAACAGAUGGUGAUCCAUUAAUUGUACCACCUUUAGGGACUUUUAUGUAAAUGAGAAGAAAAAAAAGUGAAUACAUAUAUUAUCAAUUAUGAUUUCAUUUUCCUCUUCCAUAUA